This is a messenger RNA of Trichobilharzia szidati, 4126 nucleotides long. The record is from the annotation of a GenBank genome assembly. Lineage: Eukaryota; Metazoa; Platyhelminthes; Trematoda; Strigeidida; Schistosomatidae.
GUAAACAGUUUCGAACAAAGGCGGGCCCGACUGUGUUUCAAAUUUGCAUGUAUAUUGUUAAGUUUUAAAAAGUCGGUGAUGCUUUUACAAGUAUGAUGCACUCAACCUCCAGCCAAUGGCUUCAACCAUUAUCACACAACUCCACAACCAGAUUUCCAACAUCUGCAUUACCUUUCAACCAUUUACAUCAGACUUUGCCUGUACAAUCUAGUUCCAGUGUUAUAUUAACUUCUCAGCUUAAUUCAUCUCAACCACUCUUCCCUUUGUCUAAUACAUUCAAUGCUGACUCUCAACCUGGAACAUUUUUAUCAGAUAUGAAUUCAGAAACCCAGUCUCUUGAUCCAUUGGCUGCUAAUUAUUAUGGAUUCAGUCAUGAUUUAGCCAGUGGUAUUGAUACAUCUCCUGGUAAUCUGUGGUAUAAUUCUUCCACUCCGACUGCUCCAUUGACAGGGCCAUUACAGAGGGAUUGUAAUGUAAAUAUUGACUGUUCAAAUGCACUAGGUCGUAAUGAAGAUCCUGUACAGAUGAUUCCACCAUGCACCUCAUCUUCCUCAAAGACUAUUACUCCGCAACUUUAUGACUCAAUGCUCGGUAUUAAAGACUCGAAUAAUUCCACUGUCAAUGAAACAAAUAUAUGUCCUCGAUUAUCCACGCAUACAACACCUCCUCCUAGUCUUCUUACCGGAAGUAACUACAAUUGUCCAACAAUACCAUCAUCAUUAUCAAGAAGUCGAUCUGACAUGGAGUCAAUGAUUAGAACAGCAGACCACUUACGUGAUGAUCAUGAUCCAUGCGUCGUUUAUACUAAUUUAAAUGCUCCAGUUGGUAAUACUGGAUCAUGUAUGUCAUCUUUGUGUGGAAAUGAUGAUAUUGAUACACGUCGUGGAAUUGAAGCUUCAAUUAUUGGUGGUGGUGGUGGUGUUGGUGGUGGCGGCGAUGAUACAACCAAUCGUGAAUUGAAAUCUUUACAUUAUCCACCCCCGAAUGAUUCCAUUGGUGUCUCAUCGACGAUUUUUGAUCCUUACUAUGGAAUGGAUACAACAGCCUGUAACGGUGUUGGUGGUGGCGGCGGCUGCGGCAAUACAGUUCAAGGUGGUGGUGGUGGUGUUUGGUCGAGUGCAACGAAUGUGAUUAAUCCAAGCUGUGUAACUGGGACAGCGCAUACAUCGAAUUUUCCUUCACAUGACAAUUCUGCUUGUCAUUUAACAUCAGAAUUGACUUCUGUUUCAGUUUAUCCCAAUCCUAAUUCAUCUAUUCAUCCUGAUAAUAGUAGCAAUCAUUUAACACAUGCAAUGAAUUAUUCUGGUGCGGGUAGUUUGUAUGGUGCACCAUCUGCGUUACGAUCAGGUUCUUUGAUUGGAUUGCCGGAACAACAACAACAUCCAUGCAAUAUGCCUCAGACUGCUCAUCCAUCAGAAUCAAAUCCAUCAUAUACUAUGGGAGAAUUUACAAUUCACCAAUCGUCUGAUGUCAAUCCACCAUCUGGUCUUAUUCCUUCAGGCGUGUAUGAACAACGUUCACUUGCAAAUUUGAAUACACAUAAUGCUACUCCUAAUAAUAAUAAUAAUAAUGGUAACAAUAACACCAAUAGCAAUUAUCCAACUGACAUGAUGGGUUGCAAUCUUGAAACAAUGAUGGCGUUGGCAGGAUCUACGGCAGAAGAACUGAGUUUCACCGCUCACUCGUCUAGUAUGGGUUUAACGCAUUCCUCUACACCAUCCAUGUCUGCUAGUACCUCUGCACCUCAUGGUGGUGCCGGUGGUCGGGGAGGUAAAGGUCGUCGUGUAGCUGGACAAAAGCGUCGCGGAUCCACAGUCAAUUCUACUAAUCCUCUUAAUUUGGAAGCAAAUGUUAACCCCAUGGAAGCAAACACAAGCGAUAUGGUUUUGACAUCAUCCAAUGCUUGUCAGUUAUCCACUACUACUGGUGUUAGUUCAGAAUGUUCGUCACUAUUCGGUGAUUUUGAUAAUGGCAGAAAUUAUGGUCAUGGUCGGACACCUAGUCUGUGUGGUACAGAUUCAGAGGAGACAAUUGAUCCAGAUGAAACACCUGAACAAAGGGCCGAACGAGAACGUAGUCGUAGACAAGCGAAUAAUGCACGAGAACGUAUUCGAGUUCGUGAUAUCAAUGAUGCAUUUAAAGAGCUUGGACGCAUGUGCAUGAUGCAUUUGAAUAAUGAACGACCACAAACCAAACUUACAAUUUUACAACAAGCUGUAUCAUUAAUCACAAGUUUGGAACAACAAGUUCGAGAACGCAAUUUAAAUCCAAAACAAGCUUGUUUAAAGCGUCGUGAAGAGGAGAAAAGUGAAGCACAUUUCAGUGGCAGUAGUAGUGGUAGUAAUACGCAUAUCAAUGCAGUUGGAAGCGCCAUAAAUCGUUUGUGUAGUAAUAAUACAGUCAAUUAUACUGUUCCAGUCACAUCUUCAACUAUUGGUUCUCAGAAUACACCGAGUCAUAUGCCAGAUUAUGAUCCACGGUUGUCGCAUAUCGCUCAUGGAAGUGGUGUUUAUAGUGAAAAUACAUCGAUAGUGAAUAGUCGUAAUGACUUAAAUGCAGCGUCUGCCUACGUGCCAUCUAACCCAACUUCUAUUGGUUCUGCUUACCUACAUCCAGAUGUUGUUCAACAACAGUGUUCAUCAGACCAAUUCAGUCAUAUAACCUCUCAACCACAUCAUAUGUCAACAGUAAAUAAUUUUAAUAAAAAUAAAAAAUCUUCAGAUAAUUGGCAUUCUGGUGGUGGCGCUGGGGGUGGUAAUGGUGGUACACAGAUGCAGUUAUCCUCAAGAUCUCCAUGUUCAUUAAUACAACAAUCAAUCCCGCCUACAAAUUCACAUCGAUAUGGAGCUGUUGGUAUAGGUCAUGCUCCAAAUGAAGAAUAUAAUGAUGAUGAAGAUGAUGACGGGGAGGAGGAAGAGGAGGAGGAUGUCGAAAGCAGUGAAGAUGAGACAACCAGAUCGCGUACAGUUUCAUCGAUUUCAAAACUUGACGGGAAUACUGAAACUAUGCGUUCCAUCCAGCAUUCAUCGUCAUCUCUACUUCCUAAUAGUAUUAAUACUAAUAGUAAUAGCAAUAAUAAUAAUAAUGGAAGUGCUGGUUAAGUUAUAUACAACUCAAUAAAUCUUUCAUUUUAUCAGAUGUUUCAAAAUUCAAUUAUCUCCUCAUUGUUAUUGUUAUUAUGUUAUGACUAUGAUAAUGAUUAUGGUUAACACAGUUUACUUACUUUUAUGCAUUUAUAAUAUUUCAAAAAGGCAUUUUCAUUCUUCUUUUUCUCUUUUUUUCUUUAUCACUAUGCAUUUGUUAUACAGUUUAUUUUGUUUGUGUGUUUUGUUAUUUCUCUUUGUUAAUAUUAUUCUUGUUAUUACUAUGAUUAUAUUAUGAUCCCCCUAAUGAAUGAUUAUGAAAAAUUGAAUCAUUGUGAAUCAUAUUGUAAUAAAUGCCGAGAUAUACUGUUAUUAUUAUUAUUAUUAAUAUUAUUAUUCUAUGUGUAAUGCUUAUUUUUUCUGCUUAGGAAUGAAUUUUGUAAACCAUGCUUAAACACUAUCCCUAUGCGCUCGCAUCCUUGUUAAAAUUGCCGAUAGGAGAGAGGGGGGUACUCUGUGUGUGUUAUUACAUAGCAUUUAUUAAUGAUCUAUCUGUCAAUCUAUCCAUCCCCUACCCCCAUGUCGUCAUAAUGUUGGUUUUGUUGCGUCCUGUAUUCUAUUUUCUUAAAUGUUUGUUUUUUCGUUUUUCCUUUGCAUUUAUUGUGUUUUUUCCUUCUUUCCCCCGGUUUAUAUUUGAUUCUUUGAUCUUAUUGAUAAUAAUAGUAAUGAUGAUCAUAAUAAUAUUCAGGUGCAUUUCGGGGAUAUAUUGUACACAGUUGUUGCCAGUUAGUUUAGCAAAGAAGAGAGAGAGAGAAAAACAGUUUAUCCGUGUACCUAUUAUGUUUUGUGUGUAUGUAUGUAUGUAUCUCAUAUCAGUUUAUCAUAAUAGUUAUAAUUGUGUUUCUGUUUUGUUUCUUUUUGAUGGAAUUACACAUUAUUAUUAUUAUUACUAUUGUUUUUACAGUUUAAUCGUUCUAGAGUAUGAUUCUUUUGAAAUUUCAAAUAAUCGAAUUAUUGUCUUGAUAGAAAGUGGUGUUUUGAUU